UCUCACUUUCAUACUUUUCCUUCUCCUUGGAUUAUAUUCCCUUUAAUAACACCUUCCCAGCUCCUUCAUGCUAAGUCAGUCUCAAGGAAACCCAUAAGAAAAGACUAAAUUGUAUGUAUAAAAUCAACUUUGAAUUGAUUGAAGCUCCCUGUCUCUGCUACCAAGAAGCUAAACACUAGAAUCCAGAAGUGAAUUUUCAGUUGAAGCAUUCAUUUCUUUUGUUUCCUUUUGGAUGUUUGUCUUUCUCUCACACAACAAAACCUGCCAUUAGACCCCCAACAUGAAGACUUCAAAGACUUUUCAUUAAGUUCUAAAUUCGCCCCUCCUCCCCUCCUUCAAUAUCUUACCUCAGCUCAAGUCCUAAACUAAAAUAGGUAUUUCUUUCCUUCUCUAGUAUUAAACUGCAUCUAUUUCUUCUCUCUCCCUUUGAUCUGCAAAUCAAACCCAAUAGCACCCACACCCCAGCCAGUAGAAGCUUCUCUCUCUCUCUAAAUGGAAAUGGUAUCUUGGUGAGGGGCGUGGGGAGCCUGAGGCUUGUGGCGUAUUAAUGGGUAAUUGCUUGUUUGGAGGGAACCCAUCCAUUUAUACAGUAUCUUCCAAUGCAAAGUUAGAAUCUCCAAAAGUCCAGAGUCCAGUAAAAGAAGAAGGGAAGGAGGAGAGCAAAUUGCCCUCAAAUCCUAAGGAAGUCGAGGACUUGCGGCGUGACGGAGCUGCAAACCCACUGAUAGCAUUUACUCUCAAUGAACUUAAGAUCAUCACAGGGAAUUUCAGGCAGGACCAUGUUCUUGGUGGAGGGGGGUUUGGAAGUGUUUAUAAAGGAUUUAUAACUGAAGAUCUUAGGGAAGAUCUUCAUCCUCUUCACGUAGCUGUGAAGGUCCAUGAUGGUGAUAACAGUUUUCAGGGUCACCGAGAAUGGCUGACUGAGGUUAUAUUCCUCGGGCAACUUUCUCAUCCGAAUUUGGUGAAAUUGGUUGGAUACUGCUGCGAAGGCGAGCACCGGAUGCUAAUAUACGAGUUCAUGGCUCGUGGCAGUGUCGAAGACAGUCUCUUUUCAAGAGGAUUGCAUCCCCUUCCUUGGUCUAUCAGAAUGAGAAUUGCAAUUGGUGCUGCAAAAGGGCUUGCUUUUCUGCAUGAAGCUGAAAAACCUGUCAUAUAUCGUGAUUUUAAAACAUCUAAUAUAUUGCUAGACCAGGAGUACAAUGCCAAGCUUUCUGAUUUCGGGCUUGCAAAAGAUGGACCAGUUGGUGAUAAAUCCCAUGUUUCUACUCGAAUUAUGGGUACUAAUGGUUAUGCAGCUCCCGAGUAUAUUAUGACAGGGCAUUUGACUGCAAUGAGUGAUGUUUACAGCUAUGGUGUGGUCCUGCUUGAGCUCCUCACUGGAAGGAAAUCCGUGGACAAGUUCCUCCUUGCCCGAGGAGAGACCCUCACUGACUGGGCCUUCCCACUGCUUCCCCAGAAGAAGAAAGUCCUCAGCAUUGUAGACCCCAGGUUGAAUGGAGACUACCCUGUCAAGGCUGUGCAUAAGGUAGCCAUGCUGGCCUACCACUGUCUGAACCGUAACCCGAAGGCAAGGCCUCUAAUGAGAGACAUUGUCGACUGCUUGGAACCUCUUCAGGUACCCAUGGAGACUCCAAAUACUGGUAGCAACUGAGCUCCAGCUGUGGAAUGGACUAGGACUAAACUAUAGUGUAUGGUUGAAGUAGUUUGUGCUUUUGGGGGAUCUUUUCUUAAUGUUUCACACUAGGACAUGGGUUUUUCUCAGGAUAGCCUGACAUUACCAAUGGUGGUUUCUGCCUUUAGAUGGGUUUGAAUGAUUUUACUUGGAGUUGUAAGUAGUUAGGUGGAAGUAUUGAACAAGGUUGACGAUCAUCUAUGUUAGCAAUUUGGUAGUUCAGGAAAUUUUGAAACAGUUUCAUUCUUGUUCUUUGUGGAAGACUGGGGAAAGAGUGGUGUCAGCUGCCCAAGUUCUUAUUUUCAAACAGAAAUUUCAGAUCA
Messenger RNA from Phoenix dactylifera (date palm), 1995 nucleotides. RefSeq names its product putative serine/threonine-protein kinase PBL16. NCBI's taxonomy places the organism in Eukaryota, Viridiplantae, Streptophyta, Magnoliopsida, Arecales, Arecaceae. Gene Ontology annotation, biological process: protein phosphorylation. Gene Ontology annotation, molecular function: ATP binding; protein kinase activity. The record is from RefSeq and is a predicted model, not a curated record.